Molecule: messenger RNA, 3280 nt
Organism: Nothobranchius furzeri (turquoise killifish)
Lineage: Eukaryota; Metazoa; Chordata; Actinopteri; Cyprinodontiformes; Nothobranchiidae
Source: RefSeq, a predicted model, not a curated record
CGCGCUCCCGGUGCUCACGAGCACGAGCCGAGGCUCUUCUCUUCGCCGCCUUCAGAAACAGGAGCAAGAACCAGGAAGCGAAAGUACACACAUGGAGGGUGUGUCUUCCCCCGCCAGCGCCUGUUUUAGUUUUUAAAACACCGUCCUCCGCUGGUUAAUACAUGGGGGACACGGCGAAGGCCAAGCGGCGGGAGCAGCUAAAGCGCUGGACCGGCUCCUCCACCGACAAGGCGUCGGACGUGCCCCGGCGCAGGCGGCGGGUCGAUGCCGCGCACGGCGCAGGAGAGGCCGAGGCCGAACAGAGCGACCCGCCGGGGGAGCAGCCGGAGUCCGCGGGCGGAGAUGGAAGCAGCCCCAACCUGAAACAGCGAUUUAGGAAGAGUGUGAGAUUUGACAGAGCUGCUGAGUUUCUGGCUGCGUGUGCAAAUGGAGACACGGAGGAGGCUGAGGCGAUGCUGGAGGAGGCCAAACAGACCAAAACUAGGAACGGGGAGGGCAUGCUGGAUAUCGUCAACUGCUCCAACGCUGACGGCAUCACUGCUCUGCACCAGGCCUGCAUAGACGGCAGCAUAGAGAUGGUGACCUUCCUGGUGGAUCACGGUGCCUCGGUAAACCAGGUCGACAGUGAGGGAUGGACGCCGCUGCACGUCGCUUCCUCCUGCGGCAACCCAGACAUAGUCGAGUUCCUUUUGCAGAAAGGUGCAUCUCUCACUGCUGUGAACUGUGACGGGGACGUUCCCCUGGACAUCGCUCUGGAUGAAGCCACUGACACUCUUCUCCAGGAUUAUUCUCAAAAACUGGGAGUGAACUUGGAAGCAGCUAAGCGUAGAGAAGAGGAGCAGAUGAUGGCUGAUGCUCGGACUUGGCUGAGCGAAGGGCUGCCUGCUGAUGUCCGAAACCCUCGAACCGGCGCCACACCGCUGCAUGUGGCUGCAGCCAAAGGCUACCUGGAGGCCCUAAAGAUACUGUGUCAGUGUGGGCUGGACGUGUCUGCUAUAGACUUUGACGGCUGGACGCCCCUCCACGCCGCCGCUCACUGGGGUCAACCGGAGGCAUGUUGCGUUCUGGCCGAACAACUGUGCAACAUGGAGGCUCGCAGCAACGGGGGCCAGACACCUUUUGACGUGGCUGAUGAAAAUCUCACAGAUCUCCUAGAGGAGUUGUCACAAAAACAAGCCAAUUGGCGUAAUGAACGGUCGAUAUCAGACAGGCAGAACCAAGCUGGAUCCAAUGCUGCAAACACACAGAACAAGCGGCGGAGGAGUUCGGUGUGCAGGAUGAGCAGUAAAGACAAGAUGAGCGUUCAGGACCAGUCCAAAGAGAGGGGCAUUUCAGGAGGCCUGGAGCUGAGCGAGGAGAAGGAGAGCAGCCCCGAAAGCUCCACUGUGUCCAGUCCAGACUCCGAGAGUGUGACAGCAUCUACCGUCAGUCCUGCUGAAAAGACAUCCGAGGAGAAAGACCAGGAUGUGGAGGAGAAGGAGCAGGAGCAGGACAAGAUGAGCCGUACCGCCAGAGUCCAACCAACUCCUCAGAUGAAGGACGCUUUAGCCGAGAGUCCAAACAUGGAAAAGAAACAACAAUCCAAACAAUUUCAGCCUCCAGUUAGAGACGAGGAGUCUGAGUCUCAGAGGAAAGUUCGGUCUCGGUUGUUGCGCCAGACUCGCCGCUCCACACAGGGCGUGACGCUGACGGACCUGAAAGAAGCAGAAAAAAACGUCAGUAAAGCUAUUGAAACUCUAGCUCGGAACAUCCAGACUGUGAGCCCCAUCGUCACCUUCACACCUGCUGAGAGAGACACCGACCCGAUAAAGCAGGUGGAGUCGGAUGGAGAUAAACGCUUGGGAAUUAAUUACAGGAGGAAGCAGAGGAAGGAGAGACGCUCCACUGGCAUCGUGCAGCUGGGAGAAAACGACGACGUUGACACUCAACUAGAAGAUGCAAACGGCCACAGCACUGAGGUCCAAAGUGAAAGAUUUUGUCCAAGUCAAGGGCCGAUUAUUGGAGAAGGAAGACAUGAAUUUGCCCUAAUUUUCAGUGUGAAUCAACUGGAGGACCCGUCUGCAGACUACAAGAAGUUGUACAUCAAGGUUCUGCAGAAGAACUUGUCUCUGAAUGAGAAACUGCAGGAGAUGGAGCUUCAGCUCAGUCAGAACAAAGUGGAGCUGGAGAGACUUCGACAGGUUGGGAAGAGUCAGGAGAGCAGCACAGACAGACCGGCUCUGCUCGAGCUGGAGAGAUUUGAGAAGUUGUCCCUCCAGAGGAAAGCGUUGGAACUGGAGGACGAGCUGAAGGUUCUGGGGGACCUCAGAGCAGACAACCAGAGGCUGAAGGACGAGAACGCCGCCCUCAUCCGAGUUAUCAGCAAACUGUCCAGAUGAGCCUGGAAAACCCUGGAGACACAAAGUAUUACACGAUGUAUCAGUCAGCCACUCGGAGGACACGGACCACUAAAGGGAGACACAGCAUCAAACUGAUUUCAGGGUUCUUGUCUGCACUUGGGCCUUGUUAAUGUUUUUGUUUUGGGCAGAUCUACUGUAUAACACGCUGACCUGCAUAUCUCACAUGGACCGACGGGAUGUUCACAUCCACUUUUAUAUUACGUUUUUACUGUUGUAUUUUUUUAACUGGAAUAUUUUAAUGUGCUUUGCUUCAGUGAUCCUUUGUUUAGAGGCUUUAAGCCUCCCCGUAAGAAGGGGAGGAAUUUAAAAAAACAAAUGCCAGAUUUUAAUGUGCCAAAAGGAAAAAGAAAGGUUGGUUUCAGUUUUUGCACAUCCUUCAAGUCAAAGCAUCAAAUCUUUCUCAGGAUGAGUCUUUACUGGUUUUAUCUGGCUGCUGCUGAUGGUGAUGAUGGUGGUGGACCAAACCUGCUCAUUUCUCCUCAAACCUGUAAAUGUGCAUUUCACGUGUUUACGAGGGCCGCCUGUGGGACGCGGUGGAGUUCAGGUGCGUUCAGAGUCUGUUGUGAAUCAGAGACGUUUUGGGUGCUAAUAAUGUCAGCUUAGAGGAAAUGUUACAAGUGAGACCUGAUUGGACUUCAGUGCUGCACAUUACUAGGAACCUUUCUGCUGUGUUGUCCCAACGCUUCCCUACAGUAAAGAAUUCAUCCUGUGACGAACGACCAGAUGGGUCAUACUCUGAAUGUUUACUUCAGUAUGAGACAGAAAUGCAUGUCGAACUGUAUUUUGAUGCUGUGCCUUUGGAUAAACAUUUGUAAGUAAUAUUUCUAUUUGCUUUGGCAGUGUACAUUGUUGAGUAAAUACAAUACGGGCAUAAAUUGUUA